GGUUGACCCGGGCCCUCCUCCACACCCCCUUCCUUCUUCGCCUCCUCCCUCUUUCCUGCACGGGGGCUUGGGCUCACUAUAAAAGGUGGGAGCGCGGGGUGCCCCAGCAACGAAGACUUUCAGCACCAUGGAGAGCUCCCGCGUGCGGCUGCUGCCCCUCCUGGGCGCCGCCCUGCUGCUGAUGCUACCUCUGUUGGGUACCCGUGCCCAGGAGGACGCCGAGCUCCAGCCCCGAGCCCUGGACAUCUACUCUGCCGUGGAGGAUGCCUCCCACGAAAAGGAGCUGAUCGAAGCGCUGCAAGAAGUCUUGAAGAAGCUCAAGAGUAAACGUAUUCCCAUCUAUGAGAAGAAGUAUGGCCAAGUCCCCAUGUGUGACGCCGGUGAGCAGUGUGCAGUAAGGAAAGGGGCAAGGAUCGGGAAACUGUGUGACUGUCCCCGAGGAACUUCCUGCAAUUCCUUCCUACUGAAGUGCUUAUGAAGGGGCGUCCAUUCUCCUCCAUACAUCCCCAUCCCUCUGCUUUCCCCAGAGGACCAUACCUUCAUCCCUGGAGUUUGGCUUUAGCAACAGAUAAAGUUUUUAUUUUCCUCUGAAGGGAAAGGGCUCUUUUCCUGCUGUUCCAAAAAUAAAAGAACACAUUAGA
Molecule: messenger RNA, 641 nt
Organism: Piliocolobus tephrosceles (Ugandan red Colobus)
Lineage: Eukaryota; Metazoa; Chordata; Mammalia; Primates; Cercopithecidae
Gene: CARTPT
Product: CART prepropeptide
Exons: 3
Coding region: 128-478 (116 amino acids)
Biological process (GO): positive regulation of MAPK cascade; G protein-coupled receptor signaling pathway; cellular response to starvation
Molecular function (GO): neuropeptide hormone activity
Source: RefSeq, a predicted model, not a curated record